Molecule: messenger RNA, 1281 nt
Organism: Diachasma alloeum
Lineage: Eukaryota; Metazoa; Arthropoda; Insecta; Hymenoptera; Braconidae
Product: ankyrin repeat and MYND domain-containing protein 2
Exons: 3
Coding region: 2-1243 (413 amino acids)
Molecular function (GO): protein binding
Source: RefSeq, a predicted model, not a curated record
UAUGGCGCCCGCAACAAUGUGUACAGACGUCCAAAAGGAAAUAUUCACAAAAAUAACGAAUAACGAGGCCGGGGAAUUGAAAUCCCUACUCGCCUCGAGUAAAAUAAAAAUCGACUUUGUGGAUGAGAAUGGCAUGAGUCCAUUGCAACACGCCUGCUACAAGGGAAACAAGGAAAUAGCGCAGAUGUUGUUGGAUCAGGGCGCAGAUGUGAAUGCCUGUCAGCACGAGCACGACUACAAAGCCCUGCACUUUGCCGCCCUGAGUGGCAACGCCGAUCUGUGCCACCUCCUGCUGACCCACGGUGCCAAAAUCAAUGCCACAAACUCAGUGGGACGUACAGCAGCACAAAUGGCAGCAUUCGUUGGCAAUCACAAUUGCGUUGCUACAAUCAAUAAUUACAUACCAAAGGCUGACAUUGAUUACUACGUUAAACCACAGGGAUUACAGACUGAGCCCAUGCUACCACCCCAUCUCGCCGAUUCGUUUCACAGAUUCAUCAUGCAGGUCAACGUGCAUCCGGUGAGGGUUGCCAUUACGUUGCAAAAGUGCACAGGGCUGUUGGAUCAUCUUCCCAAGGUGCAAAAAGUCCUAGAAUCUCUCCGCCAGCGUGAGAUGACGCGCGGUGCCGACACAAACGAAAUAAUGGCGUUCAAAUACCAUUACCUGAGUUGCAUAAUAAACGAGCUCCUAAAAUUGAAAAAGCGCCAAGAAGCGCGAAAGGAAAAAGCUGAGAAAGAUAAAGCCCCGGAGGCGUCCGACAAGCCCUCAACAAAGAGUCAAACGGACCUGGUCGAGCUCUUCAUAAAACAACUACUCAAGUGCAAUAAGAACGAUGCCCUAAGGCCGGAGUACCAGGAGGCCCUCCUCCGGGAAAUUGUCCGGGAGUUUCCCUUCAGGGAGAGCACAAUUUUCCGGCAGAUGAUAGCGACUCUAGCCGGUAGCGACCCCCCGUCGGCCGUCUCCGUAGUGUCGGCCGCCAUUAAUGGCCAACGGGGUUUCGCCGAUUUGUCACAGAUUUGCGUCACCUGCGGGGAGGAGAAGACGACGAAAAAGUGCAGCAAAUGCAGGGCUGUGCAGUACUGCGACAGGGAGUGCCAACGCUACCACUGGUUCCUCCAUAAAAAAGAAUGCGCGAGGGAGGACACCAACACGGGAAGCGAUAAGGGAAAGGUGUCAGAUGCCGAUAAGGCGCAAUUGGCUAGCGCUAUCAAAGAGGAAAUUGAGAAUUUGAGUAUUAAGUAAUUUUGGUUUUUUAAUAAAUGGUGAUUUUUUUUGUUUCA